AUGAUAAGCACACAUAAGGAAGAUAGUUUGUGGAUGAAAUGGAUCCACUAUGUCUAUAUUCGAAGUGAGAACUGGUGGAGUUACAAGUCUCCUGACCAAGGCAGUUGGUAUUGGAGUAGACUUGUAACAUUGAAAGACCAGUUCAUUGAGAUUAUUGCAGGUCAAUACACUUCCAUUCAACCUUAUUGUGUUGCUAAAGGUUAUCAUUUGCUUUGGCCAAAUCUGGAGAAAGUAACUUGGAGCCAGCAAGUUUGGGGGAGAUUGAACACUCCCAAAUACAGUUUCAUUACCUGGAUUGCAAUUCAAAAUAGGCUCAAAACCAGAGAUAUGUUGCUACAGAUGGGAAUAUCAGGGGAAGAUCAGUGUGUAUUAUGCUGCCAACACAGAGAAACAAGCUGCCAUCUUUUCUUUGAGUGUUCUGUUGCUGCAGAAUGUUUGAAGGCUUUAAAGGAUUGGUUGCAAUGGCAUGCUACAACUGUCUCUUUAUCUCGAUUAAUAAGGUGGAUAGGAAGAGCUAAAAUGAGCAAAUUCAAGAAGCAAGUUCUUGCAGCCUCAACUACUUGCCUGGUGCAUGUUUUAUGGAGAGCUCGAAAUUCCAGACUUUGGGAAGACUCUCAUGAGGGCACAGAUUGCUUAAUUCAGAAAAUCAAGCACACUGUCAAACAAAGAAUCACUCAAUGUUGGCCUAGGAAAGUUAAGGAAAGGGACAAAGAAUGGUUUCAAAGUUUGUAA
Cannabis sativa is the source of this 732-nucleotide messenger RNA. RefSeq lists its product as uncharacterized. The transcript has a single exon. NCBI's taxonomy places the organism in Eukaryota, Viridiplantae, Streptophyta, Magnoliopsida, Rosales, Cannabaceae. The coding region runs from base 1 to 732 and encodes 243 amino acids. The record is from RefSeq and is a predicted model, not a curated record.